Syngnathus typhle (broad-nosed pipefish) is the source of this 4334-nucleotide messenger RNA. RefSeq names its product Tax1 (human T-cell leukemia virus type I) binding protein 1b (gene tax1bp1b). The record is from RefSeq and is a predicted model, not a curated record. The transcript has 18 exons. Bases 170 to 2686 code for a protein of 838 amino acids. NCBI's taxonomy places the organism in Eukaryota, Metazoa, Chordata, Actinopteri, Syngnathiformes, Syngnathidae.
UUUUUGCACUAAAUAGAUUCCAAACUAUUGACCGGAAAUGAUGUAGUGUUGUUGUUGUUCCAGGAAGAGCAUACGGGGAAGCACUGAACUGCGUCAACAGUCAUUUUUUAUGAUCCAUAACGAUUUUGGUCGUUAUACAGCAUGACAACCGGCCAUUGUUGACUGAUUGAUGGUGCUUGGUGCGGACGGGCCUUCACUAAACAACAACAUGGACACAUCAAACUUUGCCCACGUCAUCUUCCAGAAUGUAGGCAAGAGCUACCUGCCUCAUGCUGCACUGGAAUGUCACUAUACCCUCACACAGUUCAUCAAGCCGCACCCAAAGGACUGGGUUGGCAUUUUCAAGGUCGGCUGGAGCACAGCGAGGGACUAUUACACAUUCUUGUGGUCCCCCCUCCCUGAGAACCAUGUGGACGGAACCUCAGUCAACAGAACGGUGGUCUUUCAGGGAUACUAUGUGCCCAACGACGACGGCGAAUUCUACCAGUUCUGUUACGUGACCUACAAAGGGGAGAUUCGUGGAGCCAGCACGCCGUUCCUGUUUCGUGCCAGUAGCCCCUCUGAGGAGGAGCUGCUGACCGUGGAGGAUGACUGCAACUCUGACAUCUUGGUGGUCACCACCAAGGCGGGUUUUCUUGAGAAAAAGGUGGAGGAAGUCCAGCGAGUGAAAGAUGAGCUGGUGAAAAAGGUGGCUCUGCUGCAGCAGGACAUGGGGCAGCUGGAAUUGGACAAGGAGAGCCUGCAGAAGGCUUGCGGACGGGAGGAGGAGAACUGCGCCCUGCUGAAAAGACAAAAUCAAGAACUGCAGAGUUCUUCCACGGUCUUACAAGAAGAGAAAGAGGAAAUGAAGAGGCGGCUGGAAGAGGCCACGUCCAGGGUCUUGCAGCUGGAGGAAGAUCUUAUUGGAGUCACCCAGCGAGGCCUACAAAAGGAAACCGAGCUGGACUUCCUGAAGGACAGAAUGAAGAAACUCACAACAGAGAAGGAAACCCUCGAGUCCCAACUCAACAACGAGAAAGAUGAGAAGGAGCUCUACAAGAUCCACCUGAAAAACCGAGAGCUGGAGAAUACCAAACUGAGCGCCGAGCUGCAGAUGAUGAAAUCGGUGGACGUUAACAAAGACAACACCAUUGCUCAGUUGAAAGAGGAGGUUGGACGCUUGCAGAUGUGCCUUACUGACAAAGAGAAACAGUACAAAGAGGUCUUGGCCCAAAUAUCCCCCUUGGGAGAUUUAAAGGCUCUGAAGGAGCAGCUGCGUCAGAAAGAGGAGCAACUCCAAGCCAACACGCAGCAGUCUACCUUGCUGGCGGCCGAGUUGAGGGACGCGUCGAGCAGCCGCGACAGAACCAUGUCCGAACUCUACCACAUGAAGUUGGAGGCCGAUGCUCUGCGACAGGCCAAAGCCGAGGCGCAGGCUCAGUGUGGUCGCCUGGAGAGCCUGGUGGAGAAGAUGAAAGAAGAAGCCAAGCAGGAGAGGCAGGUCAAAGCGGAUGACUCCACAGACCCGGCUCUGGUAGGAGAGCUGCAGAGAGAAGUGGAGGACCUGAAGCUGCGUCUGCACAUGGCCGCUGAGCACUACAAGGAGAAAUACAAGGAAUGCACUCGGCUGCAAAAACAAGUGAUCAAACUGUCUGAGCAGCAAGGGGAGGUGAAGAGAAACUCAACACAAGAUCUAACAACCGUACCUGCAUCAGUGAGUCCAGACACGUCUCUUCCAGCCUUCAUGGUCCUCCCUGGGAGUCCUGGUUCUGCAGAUCCCAUGCUUGAGGCCAUCAACCAGGAGAAGUUUAAAGGCAUCAGCAGAGAGGCGUACGACAUGCAUUCCAAAUACAGGAAAUACAAGCAGUUGUUGAUGGAGGAAAAGGAGCGUAGCGGCAUGAUGCAUGAUGAGCUAGCCAAGAUGGCUGUGAAAGUGAAGGAGCACCAGAAGAUCAGUGAGAAGCUCAAGCUGCAGCUUGCGUCAGAGGAAGACCGUUGCAUGAGCCAGGUAGCCGAGAAGGGCCGGGAGCUGAACGAACUCAAGGAGAAACUGGAGGAGCUCCAAAAGAGUUCCAAGAAGCCAGAGCAGGGGCCCAGCGGGAAAGGCGGCAUGGAGAAUAUUCAGUCCAGCGUGCCUUUACUCCUGCAGUACCCGGUGCCGUACGGCCAGGAUUCCCCCAACCCUCUGUUGGUCUCUCAGAGUCCCAGCAAGCUGCAAUUUGGGAACCCAUAUUCAUCAAUCUCUGACUCAAAAGAUGACGACGAUGACGAGCUGUCAGAUGAGCAGCUGCUUUGCCUCCCCCCCGUGGGUCCGCCCUCCUGGGACAGCAACGUGGUGUGCAUCCAACCCACCCGCCACCAGGCCCGACCCGACGGCCGCGAGGAGCCCGAGGGCGUGCCAAGCAGCAACACCAACAACAAUGACGUUAAUAUCAACAACAGGCCCGCCGCUACAGAAGCCCCCAACCCGUUUGUGAACGACGGACAAAGUCCUUUUUGCUUUGAUCCCAGCAUGGACAUGAAGCGAUGCCCGCUGUGUGAGGUCAUCUUCCCGCCCAACUACGACCAGUCCAAGUUCGAGGAGCACGUAGAGAGCCACUGGAAGAUCUGCCCCAUGUGCAGCGAGCAGUUCCCGCUGGACUGCGACCAGAAGGUUUUUGAGAAUCACGUGCUCACUCACUUCGACGGGCACAUGCUCUUGGAUUAGUCGCCGACACUCACGUUUGGUGCAUGACGACGGUGGCGUGCCGCUUUCUUUCGUAGACAGGCGCUUGUCAGUAAAAAAGAAUACGGAUUUUAGCGUCCUUAUGGCUUUUUUUGGGGUGACGAUUUUAAUUCACAUUUCUAAUUUACAGUUAAUCCUGAAAACCAAAUGUUUAACCUUACACUGUUGAAGCUAAGAUGGAGGAGGGGUACCAAUAGCUGGGGGCUUUGCAACCACACGUAAUCAUAAAAUCAUGUGUAAUAUCUGAAAUAUAUAUAUAUAUAUGAAUAUAUAUAUAUAUAUAUAUAUAUAUAUAUAUAUAUAUUCAUAUUCCAUGACUGUGCACAGACAUUAUACAGAAUUUUGUCAGAUUUAUUUUAUUUAGAAUAAGUACAUCUAUAUUGUGACAGCCUUGAUACUGUGUGUGUAACACUCUGGGUUUUCUUUUCUAUCCGCUUUGAAUAUUUAGUUGAGUCAUUGCAUGUGGGUGAGUUUCUGUUUUACGGCGAUUAUUUUUCCUCCAUAUACUUGUUUUCUCUGUCAAUGGAACGAAUAAAGAUCAUAUGAAAAGUCAGAACAAUUUUUAUUCCAAAUACGAAGCAUCUUUUUCGAGGAAAUACGGUACAUUGAUAAUCGAUUUUUUUUGCGUAUUUACCUCGUAACACAGAUACGUAUGAAAAUAUAAUUUAAUGCACUUUACUUUUAAUACAUUCACUGUACACUGUUGAGAUUUCUGGCAGUGACACAAUUUGCCAAUGGACUGCAGUUCCAUGCCUAAACAGGUUUAUACAGUGGAAACUUACAUUUAAUCUCAUACUACGCUGGAGCAAUAUGAAAAUGAGUAUAAAAACAAGUCAAGGCCCCCUUUAAAGCAGGGGUGGGGAACCGAGGUAUCAUUGACCGUGUACAACCUCCGUAAAAGCCACCCUGGUGAUUUCACCAAUUUUUUUUUUUUAUCCUGAAAAUGUAGUUUGGCCCAUGAAGGACUGUAUACGACCAGAUAAGAGCUUUCCCACCCCAGCUGUCUAACAUGGCUUCACUGUUGUUACGGAAUGGUUCACAAUUCAAGGCAAGGACGAAUGUCACAAGACGGAAAACACUUUUUGCAAAUGGCUGCCACAUAUACUGUAUAUAUAUUUACAAGGAACGUGAAAUUGGCAAAAAUGCUCAUUUGUUGGCAACUUGUUUCAGAAAAAUCAAAGUGCUUUAAAAACUGCAUAGGGAAAAGUGAAGCUAAAUGAUAGCUUUGAGAGCUUUAACACUGAUCAAAAACACGUGUUGCUGAAAUGCUUGCGAAUAUCACCUGAGUUCACCCUUGGGUGUCGUGUUGGCGAUGUAAAAAAAAUGUGAAAAUGUUUAAAAAAUAUAUAUUUAAAAAAAAACAUGUCCAGAGAAUAAAUGCAGAAAAUUGUGUACAAAUCAAGUCCAACCAUUUACGCAAUGCACCCAAGGACAAUCUAGUUAAGUAUUGAUGAAUGCCUUGUAAAACCUGAGCAGUUUUCGAAAGGCAGCCCUUGAUAGUGCAGGUGUACCUAAUAUUGUGGCCGGUGUGUUUUUCGGAGUCCCAGUUUGGCACGAAGUUUAAAAACAAGACCCAAUUUGUGUUGUUAAAAGCAUUACUAACAAGCACCGUAGAGGUCCAAUGUGCAAA